This is a messenger RNA of Leptopilina heterotoma, 1795 nucleotides long. It is a transcript of the gene RabGGTa, whose product is annotated as geranylgeranyl transferase type-2 subunit alpha. NCBI's taxonomy places the organism in Eukaryota, Metazoa, Arthropoda, Insecta, Hymenoptera, Figitidae. The record is from RefSeq and is a predicted model, not a curated record. Bases 134 to 1783 code for a protein of 549 amino acids. Gene Ontology annotation, molecular function: protein binding; Rab geranylgeranyltransferase activity. Gene Ontology annotation, biological process: protein geranylgeranylation. The transcript has 7 exons. Gene Ontology annotation, cellular component: cytoplasm; Rab-protein geranylgeranyltransferase complex.
CGUACCAUAAAGGUACUUGCUCAGCUGUGCAAGCAUCUUUAUGGAGUAUUUAAAUUGACAACAUUUUGACAAUCUGCAAAAAGCAAAUAUUUUUUACGCUGUUAUUUCUAAGUAGUGUAAGGUGUCAAAUAAAAUGCACGGACGAAUAAAAGUUUAUACAUCUGCAGAACAAGAAGAAAUAAAGAAAAAAGAACAAGCAAAGAAAGUUAUAGAGUACAGAAGUGGAAUUAACUUUAUUUUCCAAAAGAGAAAAGAAAAAUCUUGGAAUCAUGAAUUAUUGGGAGCAACUGAGAAAGUACUUGUUCGUAAUGCAGAUAUUUACACUCUUUGGAAUAUUCGAAGAGAAGUACUUAUAAAUAAUAAUUGGUCUAAAAUAGAAAAUGAAGAACAAUUAGAGAAAGAGUUAAUGCUAACUGAAAACUGUUUACGAGAAAAUCCCAAGUCUUACAGUGUUUGGCAUCAUCGAUGUUGGGUUAUUGAUCACAUAAUAGAGCCAAAUUAUAGAAAAGAAUUACUUUUAUGUACAAAGUGCCUAAAUAUUGACGAGAGAAAUUUUCACUGUUGGGAUUACAGAAACUUUAUUGUUCAAAAGGCAGGAGUGGCUGACAACGAAGAAUUUGAAUUUUCUACGGCGAAAAUAUUAAACAAUUUUUCUAAUUAUUCUUCAUGGCAUUAUAGGAGUAAAAUAUUAUCAAAAAUGUUUCCUGACGUCACCCAUACGUUACCGAUCGAAAUUAAUAAGCACAAAGAAGAAUUGGAUUUAGUAAUGCAAGCAACUUUCACUGAUCCCAACGAUACCAGUGCUUGGUUCUAUCAAAGAUGGUUACUGGAAUGUGGUAAAUCUUUAACGAAGAAACUUUGGAGAGCCAAACUGACCACAACUGACGCGCUGGUUGUCUUUCACGAUAACGUUUCAAUCGAAUCACCGAAUAUCAGUUUAUCCAUUGAUGGCAAUAUUUUGGACUGCCAGUGGAAAUCAGUGAAUAAUGAAAAGUUUUCAAAACUAUGGAUCACUAAAUUUCAUCAUCCAUUAAAUAUUACUGACAAUAGUGUCAUUCUUUUAAACUAUGGAACUGAUAUUUAUCCAUUUGAACUUUUAAAUUCUUCAUGGAUUUGUAAAACUGAAUUGCCACUGAACGAGAAAUCUAAUGAAAUCCAACUUCGAGAACAAUUAGUUAAUUAUAAACAGUUAUCGGAAAUGGAACCUCAAAAUAAAUGGGCAUUAUUAACUGGAAUAUUUCUUAUGCAAAGUAUUGACGUAGUUGAAUUUCGUUCAAGUAUUCUUUGUGAUAUAGAUCUAUUAUUGACUGUGGAUAAAAUGCGAUGCAACUAUUACAAAGAUUUAAGGAGUAAAUGUUUGAUAGACAAUUAUUUAUUUAAUUUUUCGCAAGACGAAAAUGAAAACUGUCGCAACUGUCAAGCAAAUCUUUCUGGCCUGGGAUUGACAAUUUUAUAUAAAGAGAACUACUUAUCCUUUCUUCAAGAAAUCAAUUUAGAUUCUAAUAAUUUGGGAAAUUGUUUACAACGAUUGUCUUCAUUAAUAGAAUGUAAAAAAUUAUCCCUAUCAAAUAAUGGUGUAAGUUCCACAGAACAUUUUCCUAUUUUGCCUAAACUUGAAGUGUUAACGCUCAGGAGUAACGAUAUAUCUAGUGUAGAAGAUGUUUUCCAUUUAUUGAAACAAAACAACUUGUCAGAAUUGGACAUUCGAGAUAAUCCUGUGUCUAAACUUGAUGCAAAGCAAUUUGAAAAUAUGCUUCUGUCAACAAAUGUAAUAAUAAAAUAAUUCUUCUCUUUA